Pelodiscus sinensis (Chinese soft-shelled turtle) is the source of this 1880-nucleotide messenger RNA. Lineage: Eukaryota; Metazoa; Chordata; Testudines; Trionychidae. The record is from RefSeq and is a predicted model, not a curated record.
UUAACAAACCAUUUCUGUUGGCAGUGUGACACUGAAUACCGAUCAUGGGGAUAUCUUGGUGGAUUAUUCGAAGAACCUUGUUACAGAAGAAGUCAUGAAGAUGCUGAUAGGACUGGCGAAGUCAAGAGGUGUUGAAAAUGCUAGGGAGCAAAUGUUCACUGGAGAGAAGAUCAACUUCACUGAGAAUCGGGCCGUGCUUCAUAUUGCACUGAGGAAUUGCUCCAAUGUUCCUAUAUUAGUAGAUGGCAAAGAUGUAGUCCCAGAAGUUAACAAAGUGUUAGACAAGAUGAAGCACUUCUGUCAGAAAGUUCGUAGUGGAGAAUGGAAGGGCUACACGGGAAAGGCAAUUACUGAUGUGGUCAAUAUUGGGAUUGGUGGCUCAGAUUUGGGCCCCGUUAUGGUGACUGAAGCCCUGAAACCAUAUUCCAAGGGAGGCCCUCGUGUCUGGUUUGUAUCCAACAUUGAUGGUACUCACAUAGCCAAAACCCUAGCUGAGCUUAACCCUGAGACAACACUCUUCAUCAUUGCAUCUAAGACUUUCACCACCCAAGAAACUAUUACCAAUGCAGAAACUGCCCGAGAGUGGCUGCUUCUUUCUGCUAAUGAACCUUCUGCUGUGGCCAAGCAUUUUGUUGCAUUGUCUACCAAUGGUCCUAAAGUUAAAGACUUUGGAAUUGACACUGAGAAUAUGUUUGAAUUUUGGGAUUGGGUUGGUGGCCGCUACUCAUUGUGGUCAGCCAUUGGUCUCUCCAUUGCUCUGCAUGUUGGUUUUGACAACUUUGAGAAACUUCUUGAAGGAGCCCAUUGGAUGGAUAAGCACUUCCGCACUGCUCCACUGGAAAAGAAUGUGCCAGUUUUGCUAGCCAUGCUGGGUGUCUGGUAUAUAAACAUUUAUGGCUGUGAAACCCAUGCACUCCUGCCAUAUGACCAAUAUAUGCACCGUUUCGCUGCUUACUUCCAGCAGGGUGACAUGGAAUCUAAUGGGAAAUACAUCACCAAGAAAGGCACUCGUGUGGACUACAAUACUGGCCCUGUUGUGUGGGGUGAACCUGGAACUAAUGGCCAGCAUGCCUUUUAUCAGCUCAUUCAUCAAGGAACUCGUAUAAUCCCCUGUGACUUUCUAAUCCCCGUCCAGACUCAAAAUCCAAUCAGAAAUGGUUUACAUCAUAAGAUCCUUCUGGCCAACUUUCUUGCUCAGACUGAGGCCUUGAUGAAAGGAAAGACUGCUGAUGAGGCUCGGAAAGAAUUGAAGGCUACUGGGCUUAGUGGAGAUGCUCUGGAGAAACUUCUUCCACAUAAGGUCUUUGAAGGAAAUCGCCCAACCAAUUCCAUUGUGUUCACUAAACUUACCCCGUUCAUUCUGGGAGCCUUAAUUGCUAUGUAUGAACACAAGAUCUUUGUUCAAGGAGUGGUGUGGGAUAUUAAUAGCUAUGAUCAGUGGGGAGUUGAACUUGGAAAGCAAUUGGCUAAGAAAAUUGAACCAGAACUGGAUUCUGAUGCUCCAGUGACCUCUCAUGAUGGCUCAACCAAUGGGCUCAUUAACUUCAUCAAGACACACAAAGCUUGACCAGAAAGAAUCAGACGUCACCAGUUUAACUGCCAAGCACCCAGAUCAAUGUUGUAGUAACUGCUUUUUAGCUAACUUUAACCAAAAUAGCACUUUACACUUGGAGACCCUUAACUUGUUGCAGCUAAAUCCUGUUCUGUCAAGUGUUAAGAAUGAGAGCUAGUUUUGUGACACCCAGAGAUUGUAUAGUUGCUUUCUAUUUUGUGGUUGGUUGUCAAACUGUAAAGUGCAGCUGAUAUGUCCCCUCACUACUUCUUCCCUCAAAUUGAUCACAUACUAAAAGCAGAAAAUAAAAGACAGUGAAAUCUCCUCA